AUGUGGUUGUUUAAUGAUGUGCACAAGGGCUUUGAAGACCAUGCCUACAUGAAUGACCUGGAUGGCAUGAUCAAUGACUUCUACUGCUGGCUCUUUGCACACCAGAUUGACUUUGCCUUUGACCUGGACAAGGAGCAUAAGCAGAUGAAGGAGGAGAUGCAAAGGAAGAUUGCUUGUGACAAGUAUGAGGCAAGCUCUAUGUUGAUGAUGCUUGCCUUGAGUGCACAAGACCAGUACAGCAGUGAAUAUGAGAUGCAUGUGGAAGAAGAGAAAGAAGAGAAAGAAGAAGGUGAGGUGGUUGCUGAGGCUGCCAGCCUCCUCAUGGAGGUGCAUGGACUUGAUGCUGAGAUGAUUCUUGCAUGUGCAAUGCAUGUGCUUGGUGGCUACAAGGGGCUCAUUCUGUUUGGUGACAGUCCAAACACCAAGGCGCUUGCCUUCACCAUCAACAACAGCCCCAAGGAGCUCAUUCAUUGGCACUUCAACAAGCACAUCAAUCACCUCAUCACAUUCAAGCCAAGCAGCCAAAUCCUCUACAUGAGUCAUGUUGCAGGGACAGGAGAUAUGGAGCUCUUUUGUCCCACAUGCUACUUCAAGAUGACCAAUGCACUCUUCUUCAGUGGCCAUGAUCCACUUGGCCUGCUCUUUGGUUUGCUCCCCUCACACAAUCUCCAAUAA
Acanthamoeba castellanii str. Neff is the source of this 675-nucleotide messenger RNA. RefSeq lists its product as uncharacterized. Lineage: Eukaryota; Discosea; Longamoebia; Acanthamoebidae. The record is from RefSeq and is a predicted model, not a curated record. The transcript is spliced from 5 exons. Bases 1 to 675 code for a protein of 224 amino acids.